UGACCAAUCCGUGCCUUCCAUCUUAAAGGAGAGCCCAGGAAGUACAUUCUAUUGAAGAAUCUCCAUUUGAAAGGGACACAGAACAAGAGCACAGCCACUUAUCUUAACAGUCAUGGAGGCCACUGGUAACAGCCUGGAGGAGGUAUCGACCUGCAGAAGUGAAACAGCGGCAGACAAACCCUCUCUGCUAAACGAUGCUGUCCGAAACCAUUCAAUAGAGACAGUCCGGCAGCUGUUGAAGGAAGGAGCAGAUGUUAAUUCCAAGGUAGAAGGUGGUUGGACACCUCUGCACAGCGCUGUACAGGAUGCUCAGGAAGAGAUCGUUGAUCUUCUGCUGGAGAAGGGUGCUGAUCCGUGUGCUAGGAAGAAAAACGGUGCCACUCCCUUUCUUGUAGCAGGGAUAGUGGGAAAUGUGAGACUUUUAGAGCUCUUCCUUUCUAAGGGGUCAGAAAUCAAUGAGUAUGAUGACAAUGGUUUCACAGCUUUUAUGGAGGCUGCUGGCUAUGGGAAUGAAGAUGCCUUAAGAUUCUUGUACAGUAAUGGGGCAGAUGUGAAUUUGCGGAGGGUGGUUAACGAGGAGAAAAGGACACUGAAUAAAGGGGGGGCAACAGCCCUGAUGGAUGCUGCCAGGGAGGGCCACCUCUCAGUCAUAAACAUUCUUGUCAGUGAGAUGAAGGCUGACAUUAACAUCUGUGACAACCAGGACAGGAAUGCUUUAAUCCAUGCCUUCCUUCCAAGUGAUAACAAAACAAGGGAGUCAAUUCUCCUGAUAGUUCAUUUCCUGCUGGAUUGUGGUGUUGAUGUGAACAGAAGAGAUGAACAUGGGAAAACUACCCUCAUCCUGGCAGUCGAGAUGCGAAGUUUGGAUUUGGUGAAAGCUUUAUUGGAGAAGAAUGAAGUUGACAUCAAUGAUGCUGACAGAGAGGGCAAAACAGCACUGAUGAUAGCUGUAGAGAAAAACUAUUAUGAAAUAGCAAAGCUACUGUGUGAAAGGGGGGCAAGGACUGACCUUGGGGACCUUAUUGGGAUUGUCAAUAGGAAAUACAAUAAGAAAAUGGCAGAUCUUCUUCGCCAGUACGGCGCCAAGGCUGGUCCAAGUCAACCUCAAGAUUGGGAACCCACCAGCAAACGCUGGGGAGAGCAGCUGAAGGUUCUCUACAACAUGUAUCGUCCUAUGAUUGGAAAACUUAAAAUCCUCCAACAUAAUGAUUUCAGGAUUCAGAGAACCUCCCAAGGGGGCAUCUAUCUGGGACUCUAUGAUGGUAAAGAGGUGGCUGUGAAGAUAUUCUGCAUUGGCACAGAAAUUGCUAAACAAGAGAAAAUGUGCCUUGAACAAUGUCUGACCAGCAACCAUUUAGUAAAGCUUUUUGGUGCUGAGGAAAAGAAACCCUGCCUGUACUUGUGCCUCUCGCUCUGUGAGAAGAACCUUGAAGAACACCUGAGUGCAUCAGAGAAUGAAGUGAAUUGCAAGGGUGUUCUUAAGACACUCUUUGAGGCAGUUCAAGAACUACACAUGUUUGGAUUUGGCCAUCAGGAUCUACACCCACGUAAUAUUUUGAUAGAUGCUGCUGGUAAAGUUCGCUUAGCAGAUUUUGAUAAGAGCAAAAGAUUGAGUGAAGGACAGAAGGAUGAUGUUAUAAUCAAAGACCUGAAGGCGCUCAGAAAGCUGGUCCUGUAUGUUGUAACAGUGGGUAAGGUCCCCUUUGAGGAAAAUCAUAGAGACGAUUUGGAUGCAAGUUGUCCAGAGGAUGUGCAGGACUAUGUGGAGAUUGCAGACCUUAGGAAAAGUCUGGUCUCCCCUGAUGAAGGAAGCCCAGUUGAGAACCUGCUGAGAGACUUGAUCCAACAUCCCUUUUUCUGGAGCAAGCAGACCAGGUACAGGUUCCUGAGAGACGUUGGGAAUGAGAGCGAUAUCAAAACACGCAACACCAAGCAUCACAACAAUGAGAGUGAGAUUCUGAAAGCUUUGAAUUGUGAUGAGCACCCUUUGCAGCAGUGGACUGAGCAGAUUGACAAAUUGGUUCUGGACAGCAUGUUGAUCCCCUUCAACAACAACAAGAAGAACCAGAACAAGAACAAAAAGAAACCGUAUGAAAACUAUGUCACGGACCUACUGAAGUUCAUCAGGAACAUGGGCGAGCACUUUGAUGAGAAGGAAGAAAAGGUCAAGGAAAUAAUCAAGGAGCCCUCGGAGUAUUUCCUGAACCUAUUUCCAGAAUUGACAGUUUAUGUCUACAAGUGUUUACGCAGCAUACAGCAUCAUAGACAUUUUCCAAGCCCUCAGAGUCUUUCUCAGCUGUAG
This is a messenger RNA of Emys orbicularis (European pond turtle), 2302 nucleotides long. RefSeq names its product 2-5A-dependent ribonuclease-like. The coding region runs from base 113 to 2302 and encodes 729 amino acids. Gene Ontology annotation, molecular function: ATP binding; RNA binding; RNA nuclease activity. NCBI's taxonomy places the organism in Eukaryota, Metazoa, Chordata, Testudines, Emydidae. The record is from RefSeq and is a predicted model, not a curated record. Gene Ontology annotation, biological process: mRNA processing; protein phosphorylation. The transcript is spliced from 6 exons.